AAUGAUUUGUCUGCUAAAAACAUACACGAAGCUGUUUCAGCUGGCGUUGUGGAUGUUUAUCUUCCUGGGUUUGCAAAGCACUGCAGUUCUGCAUACAUUGCAAGUAGCUUGUCUUGACAUGCUUGAAUGAAAACGAAUUGUUACCACGCCCCAUUGUCAAUAGUUACAAUAACCACAUUAUUACCGCAUCAUUGAACCCAUUUUUGUCUUUCCGGGAUCCUCAUUUCAAAUAAAAUGGCUACUGUCAUCCUUUAAAACUGACACAAUCCAGCUUUAGAGGCUUUCUUGGCUUAACAAAGCUAUACACAAUGAUGCAAAACAGAUUUAAGUCCAUCACAGCAAAUAUGUCAGCUGCUAAGAGGCCUGUGGCUUCUCUAGACAGAAGAGAAAGACAGAUCGACAAGCCUCCACUUUUAAACGGAGAAACAAUUUUAGCAGAGGCUCAGUCAGUGCUGAAAUACAACAAGAUGUCAAAAAGAGGUUCUGGGGUUAUGGGUAGCCUAUAUAUUACAAAUUUCAAGCUAGCAUUCAUGAUGACAAAGAUUGAGAGUACUUCUAGUUUGAACCAGAGAAUGAUGCAAUUAUCUUGCAGAGCUCUUGAUGAUCUUCUGGUUUAUGAUGAAUCUUCCUCUGACAGUGAAUUUAUACCACUAACGAGCAUCAGCUAUUUAACAGCAAUAUCUACUGUAAAACAGGUGUCUAAAAGGCUAACACCAGGCAAAGUACCGUCAAAAAAAUAUGAUAUAAUUGAGAUUUCAUGUAAAGAUUUUCGUGUAGUACAAUUUGACUUUUCUUUGUGUCGUGAUAAGGAAAGGGCAGCAGUUAUUAACACUAUUCAUGUGUAUUCAUCUCCAACUAGUCUUUACAAGUUGUUUGCAUUUGAUUAUGCAAGAGGUGCAAACAAUGCUGCAAAAGCCUCAGCAAGGGGAAGAGCAUUUCAUACAUUCAGGCAUGAAAAGGACUUAGAGCUUGAAUUAGCAAGGCUACGGGCUCAAGAACAUUGGAGAAUAAGCAGAGUUAAUGAAGAUUUUGCUUUGUGCAAGACUUUGCCAGAGCUAAACUUGGUUCCAUCAAGUCUUGAUGAUGACACACUGAAAUCAGUUUCUGGGUUUUACGUGGAUGGCAGGUUUCCAACAUUAGUGUGGCAUAGCAGAGAGACUGGAGCUGCACUGCUAAGCAGCUCAGCACCUAGUGACCAAGAAGAUGUGAAUGGUGGGCAUUCACAAAAGAUCAUUCAAGGAAUUUGUGAUGGGCUUUUUGGUACAGCCAUGAAAGUACCUAUUGUUGUGGAUGCAUCCUUGCUAUUUCCGUCACUGAAAGAGCUCCAAGCUAGCUACUGUGAAUUGUUUGGUAGCAGCCUUUAUCACACAAGCAAAGACUACUGGGCAUCUGAUAGCACUUGGCUUAGCAAGGUGGACAACUCAAGGUGGUUGCAAUACGUACAAACUGCGCUUACAGCCGCUUCCGAAAUCGCCAACUCAUUGUUAAUUGGACAGACAUCAGUUAUAGUACAUGAUUUAUCUGGGCGUGACUUUACACCCUUGCUUGUUUCCUUGGUUCAGCUACUGGUGGAUCCAUAUUAUCGAACCGUUAUAGGGCUGGAAUCUUUAAUCCAAAAGGAAUGGGUCGUAAAAGGUCAUCCGUUUUCUCAGAGGCUAGGUCCAAUCAAAGAAGCGACAAAGAGCCCCAAGAACAUGAUUUUUUAUAGAGACGAAUAUGUUUUAGAUACAAACGAGUCUCCUAUAUUCAUUCUGUUUUUGGACUGUGUGCAUCAGCUGCUAACCCAGUUUCCGUCACGUUUUGGUUUUACGGAACAGUUUCUCUUGCUGUUAAUUGACGGCGUCUACAUGUGUCUGUUCGAGACUUUUCUCUUUGACACAGAAUACGACAGAAAGAAGUUUAACAGCAAUGCUUUAGAAUCUCUUUGGGAUUUCUUGGCAACCAAAAUUCCCCCAGAAAAAUUCAAGACUCUGUUUUUAAACCAGUUCUAUAAUAUCGACAAGAACACGACACAGAACUAUUACAGUUUAUGAAUGAAUCAGAAAGCCUCGUUCAAGAUCUACAGCUGGCAAGCUCCAAUGAGCUGAUGACAUCGUUUAACAUGAACUCGAUUUCCAAGUCACCUAGAAAGUCGCGGAAACACCGGAAAGCGAGCCAGGCGCCACCCUCCAUCGGAAAACAGUACCAGUCCGCAAAUGAUCCGAAUGUGUUUGUUAUCAACCCGGACUCUUCAAGCAUUCAUGUUGAGUUAUGGUACGAGUACUUCUUACGAUGGGCACCGACAUCGGACCUCAGCAAAGGUUCCAGCUGCGGUUUCUCACAGUAUCUCCAGCAAAUGGAGCUUUUAGAAGAGAUGAAAUAUCUUGAAGACCGGUUAGAGCACCUUCGGGCGAAAAGCAUCGAGAUGGAUUCAUGUGAAAACAGCGAAGAAAGUCCCACUAAACAUAAACAAUUGACAGUUAGAAGGUCAAGAAAAGGACUUAAGAAGUUCACUGAAGAAAGUUAUGAUCAAUUGAUCUGUCAUUUCAUGCUUUGCAAAUUAAUACAUCCAGCCGUGGAUAACACACAGUUAUGAAAAUUCAACUAUCUAAGUGAAUUCAUGUCAGUAGUUGCGCUGGGCGUUUGUAGAUAAUAAUGAUUAAUUAUUAUAUAUAUAUCUUAGUAAAAGUCAUUUAAUAGUCCUGACAUGCACGAUAAUUGAAUUGAGACAUUGCUGCAGGGAAAAACACAUCUAUUUGGAAAGUAAGAAUUCCUCUAAACUCGUGAUUUUAUGCAAUAAUAAAUACACUUUUGAUGGUACUAAACGUGAAAAUGGCUUUGAAAGGUGUUACAAAACUUACCAAUGGCGUCUGAAGAGUUUCAGAUGAAAAUCUUCAGUAUGACCCAAUAUGUUUGCUUUUUUCAAAGCCAUAAAUUAAUACGCUUCUUUUCAAGGUAUACUUCUCCCCUUCGAUUUCCCAAUCAAUUAACGGCUUUCUUUCAAAUAUUUAUUUCCGGUAGAUUGCCUUAACUCAAGUCUGUUUUCAAUAGAUGUUUUUUCACCUACACCCCUCAGUAAUGUCAUACUGAGCCGAAUGUUGGUUGGAGCUGAUUUGUUCCGUUUGGGCAACAUUUUAACCCAUGCUGCUUGCAGCUAAGAGCCAUGCAAUCUUCCUACCCCUAACCAUAGCUAUACUGACUAACUGAUCUCUUAUCUAUCUUUGAGCUAUUGAUUUCUUUAAGCAAUAUUUGUUGAUAUCGAUUCUACUUUAGAGCAUUUAUGAUUUUGAUUAUGUCUUGGCAAUGAAUCUUUAUUUUAACUAGCUUUUUUAUGUAAAAUAAUUUUAUUUAAGAUAUUCAGCCUGUUUAUUGGCCGUUUAGUUAAGAACCUACUUGUCGUCUUUUUUUAAAGAUGAAACAAAAAUGGUGUGUUUUUAAAGGCGCAAAGAUAGAGUAUAUUUUUAACUUGCUUUCUUUUUCAGAAUUUAACAGUAUCUUAAAUGUGAUAUUUAAUACCUAUUCAACAAUCUGUUGGCUGCUUCAUUAAUGCGAGUUUGAUAUUUUGAAGGUCAAUUUCGUGGGGCUUUUCAAAUGUGCUAAAGAGGGGGAAAAUAGCUCCUUGAUACUAAGUGACAAUGGCCAACGGUCCUUUUUACAGAAAUAAUGGCUUGGCCACACCAGUUGAAAACCCAUAAAAAGGCCAUGUAUCCUAUUACCUCUAAAAAUCUUCUACCCUCGAAAAAGCGCUCUCUUCGAAAAAGAGCCCCCUCAAAGCCAACAAAAUUUUAAAUGCACCUUCAACAUUUUUCUUCAACGCAGUCGUGGAAAAAAUUCUGGUCGAAUUUUUGCGUCAUAUGCGGCAAGAUCAAUGUGGGGUGGAGGGGGCUCAGCCCCUUUUAAGAUCAAGAGAGAUUUUCGGGGGCUCAGCCCUCCUUAAGAACCCAGUUUGUGUUUUAAAAGCAAACACUAAUACAGUUAAAUAACGUCUUGAUACGCGAAAGAAAGAUAUUUUCGUCGCUACAACAACAGCAUCUCCCACAAUGCAUUGAGAAGUUGCCCUCUUGAAACCUAGCAACAAAAAGCGCCAAAGAUGGCGAUGUGUGUUUGCAAAUCAAUUCUGCAAAAACCUUGCUGAGACUUCUGCAAUUAGACAAACUAACUGUAAAUAUCACGCAACACAAAAAAGGCUUUUUAUGUCAAGCCGAUCAUGGAUGUUCAGG
This is a messenger RNA of Rhopilema esculentum, 4199 nucleotides long. RefSeq names its product myotubularin-related protein 10-B. Gene Ontology annotation, biological process: phosphatidylinositol dephosphorylation. Lineage: Eukaryota; Metazoa; Cnidaria; Scyphozoa; Rhizostomeae; Rhizostomatidae. Gene Ontology annotation, cellular component: cytoplasm; membrane. The record is from RefSeq and is a predicted model, not a curated record.